AUGAAAAUUAUAAUUACUUUUCUCAGUAUGAUCCUUUAUGCUGUGAAUCCAGCAUCAGGUCUUUGGUUACCUGCUAUUAAACCUUCUCAUAUCUCAAGAACUGAUGGAAUUACCUGCCCAAGAGUCGCUGAGCCAAUUUCUGUGGCCUACCCAAUCACCUACCAGCAAUUUCUUGAAACAGAAAGAUACACGCAACAGAUUCAUGAACAAGCACAUAAAGACUUUGGCACUGAAUCAACUAAAGAUAUUCUUGAAACCAACCCUGAAAUUAACAAGAAGAAUGUAGGCUUUCUUGGGAAAGAGACACAAAAAUGGAAACCUGACCUUGUGGUAGAUAUCCUUACAGUACUGGGAGACAAUGCUAUAUACAACAUCUGGAUGAUUUGGGUGAUGCGUUAUCUUAGGAGAUAUGUUUAA
Molecule: messenger RNA, 417 nt
Organism: Melampsora larici-populina 98AG31
Lineage: Eukaryota; Fungi; Basidiomycota; Pucciniomycetes; Pucciniales; Melampsoraceae
Exons: 1
Coding region: 1-417 (138 amino acids)
Source: RefSeq, a predicted model, not a curated record